This is a messenger RNA of Dendroctonus ponderosae (mountain pine beetle), 833 nucleotides long. RefSeq names its product U6 snRNA-associated Sm-like protein LSm3 (gene LSm3). Gene Ontology annotation, cellular component: catalytic step 2 spliceosome; U6 snRNP; P-body. Bases 436 to 741 code for a protein of 101 amino acids. Gene Ontology annotation, biological process: mRNA splicing, via spliceosome; P-body assembly. The record is from RefSeq and is a predicted model, not a curated record. Lineage: Eukaryota; Metazoa; Arthropoda; Insecta; Coleoptera; Curculionidae. Gene Ontology annotation, molecular function: RNA binding. The transcript has 3 exons.
UUACAACUUGUAAUAUCAUACUUAAUAGUAUCCAUGGUAGUAGGGUUGCCUACUACCUACUGCCAAAAUUGGUAUAUCCCUUAAAAACGGCAACAUCGGAUAUCAGAGCAUAGGCGGGCGUUGAAGCAGCGUUUCAUCCGGUUUAUCUAUGCGGUAGACACCGGAAUGAAACACCGGAAUGAAAUGUAAUUUUUUAUUGGAUGUCGAUUUUGUAUCGAAGCGACCAUAGAUGUGCUGGGUGAGAUAUAUUAGUUCUUCUUAGUUGAAGCUGUCGCUUGUGAAGUGGCGGAUAGAGGUCGCUACAGUCUCCAGCCAAUCACUUGUCAAACUGAGAAAAAAAUAUAACCUCUACAAACCGGUUGCCAAAAAUUGAAAUUUUUCGCAUUUGUAAUUUUAAUAUUAACAGUAAAUACUAGUGUCUUCAAUCCAUAUAAAAUGGCCGAUGAGUUAGAUGUUAUUCCAUCUAUCACAGUGAAAGAACCGCUUGAUUUAGUUCGUCUAAGUUUAGAUGAGAAAAUCUAUGUGAAAAUGAGGAAUGAUCGAGAACUAAAGGGCAGGUUACAUGCCUAUGAUCAACACAUGAACAUGAUUCUUAGUGAUGUCGAAGAAACAAUCACCACCGUGGAGAUUGAUGAGGAAACAUAUGAAGAGGUAUACAAGUCCACCAAAAGAAAUAUACCUAUGCUUUUUGUUCGUGGAGAUGGAGUAAUCCUUGUCUCGCCACCUAUAAGAACGUCGUAGUUAGGUUUUUUUACAAUAUGUAUACUUAAUAUGAAGUUAGGAUGCGAAAAUAAUUUUUAACAAAAUUAUAUUAUAAUUAAAAAUACAUUGUU